Molecule: messenger RNA, 1734 nt
Organism: Sclerotinia borealis F-4128
Lineage: Eukaryota; Fungi; Ascomycota; Leotiomycetes; Helotiales; Sclerotiniaceae
Source: the annotation of a GenBank genome assembly
AUGUCUUCCUUCUUCACAAUACCCAAUGCUCAAAAGAAAAGGAAACGAAGCGAUGCCCCGGAAAUCCCGAAGAAAAGAUCAGCAGUCUCAUCGAAAACUACCACGAAACAGCCACAGCCUGCGAAAAGACCGGAAAGAGAUGAAGAAAUCUCUGGGAGCGAUUCGGACAGUGAGGGGAACCAAUUGGAUGACGAUGUCGGAGAAGCCUCUUCGGAUGACGAUUUAGAGGGGGAAGGGGAAGAGGAGACUGCGGCAGAGCGCAGGUUGAGACUCGCAGAAAGAUAUUUGGAAAAUGUGCGAGAGGAGGUAGCAGAGGACGGUGUUGGAUUUGAUGCCGAGGAAAUUGAUCGAGAUUUAAUCGCCGAACGUUUAGAAGAAGAUGUUGCGGAAUCGAAAGGGAGAAUAUACAGAAAACUGGCAGACGAAUUAGAAUUUGGACAAGCCUCGAGUUGUUAUUUCAAGAAGGAUUCGCAUUCAUUUACGGGUGUAGCUACAUGUGCGCCAUAUGUGUAUACCGUGACCAAGGAUAUGUGGCUGGUCAAAUGGAAGAUACAGGAGUUACCGCGGGACCAAUAUCCGCAAAGGAAGGGCAAGAAGAAGAGUAAGAAGCCUGCACCACCACCGAGGAGAAAGCCUACCUUGGUAGCUUCGGUACGAGGAGACCAAAGAAAAUCGAAAGUCACAUCUUUCAUGGGACAUACCGACGCCAUUAUCAGCGUUGCUGCCUCUCAGGACGGCAAAUUUGUUGUAACAGGCGGCGUGGACCGAAAGAUCAUCGUUUGGAACGCCGCAACCCUUUCACCCAUACGAGUUUUCUCCCAACAUCGAGACGCAGUCACAGGUCUUACAUUCCGAAGAGGCACAAAUCAGUUAUACUCCAGUUCAAAAGAUCGAACAAUCAAAAUAUGGAGUUUGGAUGAAGGUGCAUAUGUGGAAACAUUAUUUGGUCAUCAAGAUGAGGUAGUGGAUAUUGCUGCUCUUGCACAAGAACGCUGCAUAUCAGUCGGCGCCCGCGAUCGUACAGCUCGUUUGUGGAAAGUGGUUGAGGAAACACAACUUGUUUUCCGCGGUGGUGGAGGCGAGAAGAAAUCGCGUCACAAGAAUCCCAAUGAUCUCCGUACCAUCGAGGGCAGUAUCGAUCGUAUUGCCAUGGUUGAUGAGGAUAUUUUCAUUACCGGUGGUGACAAUGGAUCACUUUCUUUAUGGACUGUCCACAAGAAGAAGCCAAUCUACACCCUAACUCUCGCACACGGAGCAGACGAGCCAAUACAACCCGAACAAGCAUCCGCAGAAACCGAACCCAGCAAGAGAAUUGUACCCCGCCCAUCACCCAGAUGGAUCACUGCCCUAACGACAAUCCCCUACUCCGAUGUCGUACUCAGCGGCAGCUGGGACGGUGUAGUCCGAGCCUGGAGAGUCAGUCCCGACCGAAAAACUCUAGAAUCAAUGGGUCCCGUAGGUCGCAUCCCAGAUGCCAUAAUGGAAGGCAGCACAGAAACCUCUGAAUCCCAAGCACCAGCCCGCGGCAUCAUAAACGACAUAUCAGUAUUUGAGCGCGGCGACAGGGGAAAGGACGGCGUCUGUAUCGUCGCGGCGGUAGGCAAAGCCCAUCGUUUGGGCAACUGGCAAAAAGCGCCAGCGGGCAGAAACGGAGCCGUGGUAUUUGAGAUCUCGAGGAAACAGAUUAGUAAUGGUGUAAAUGGUCAUGCAGAAGAAGAUGCGGAGAAGGCAUAA